CCAGGGAGGAGGGCCAUGGCCAGCCCGGAGGAGCUCGCCGCUCCCCGCCCCCAGGCGCCCCUGCCAGCGGCCGGGGACGAGCCGGGCUCCGGCUCCGGCAAACUCCGCCCGGAGCCCCGGCGCAGCGCGGCCGGCGGGGGGAGCGCGGCGGGCCCGGGCCCGGCCCCCGAGCGGCCAGGCCGCGGCCGGGCCGAGCGCGCCGCGCCCCCGCGCCCGCCCCCCGCCCCCGCAGGCCGCGCCGGCCCCGCUGGGGGCCCCGGCGCGCUCUCUGCGCUCGGCGGCUGCUGGGUGGCUGCCCGCGCUCCCUUCGCGCUCGCCCUCUCCUCCCCCGUCCCCUCCUCCUCUCCAUCUUCCUCUUACUUCUGGCCGCCGCCCCCCCUGCCCCCUCCCUCAUUUCUCCCCUCCGCGUCUGCCUUUCGCCUCCCCGUGCGUCUCCCAGGGAGGGAGGGCGCGGCGGCGGGAGGCGGCGGCGGCGGCGAUGCUGGCGGCGGCGGACAGGAGGCGAGAGCUCCGCUGAGCGUCCCCGCCAGCAGCAGUCCCCGCGGCGGCGGCGGGCGGCGGCGGCUCUUCCUCUCGCCUGCGCUCCACGGCUUGCUGCUCCCAGCCCGCGCCGGGCCGCGGCCGCGGCCGCCGCCGCCCCGGCUUCCCUUUGGCGCGGCCGUCCGCCGCGCGGGCUUCCCCGGCUUCCCGGGCGCUGGCGGGGGCUGCUCCGGCCCCGGCCCCGGCUCCGGCCCCGGCCCCGGCCCCGGCCCCGGCGGCGGCGGCCGAACUCCACGGCGGCCCGGAGGCGCCGGCUUUGCGCUCGCCUCGCUGCUCUUCGGCCCCGACAUGGAAGAUGGACCUUCUAAUAAUGCGAGCUGCUUCCGAAGGCUGACCGAGUGUUUCCUCAGCCCCAGUUUGACAGAUGAAAAAGUGAAGGCGUAUCUUUCUCUUCACCCCCAGGUAUUAGAUGAAUUUGUAUCUGAAAGUGUUAGUGCAGAGACUGUAGAAAAAUGGCUGAAGAGGAAGAACAACAAACCAGAAGAUGAAUCGACUCCUAAGGAAGUCAGCAGGUACCAAGAUACUAACAUGCAAGGGGUUGUGUAUGAACUGAACAGCUACAUAGAACAACGGCUGGACACGGGGGGAGAUAACCAGCUGCUACUCUACGAGUUGAGCAGCAUCAUUAAGAUAGCCACGAAAGCUGAUGGGUUUGCACUGUAUUUCCUUGGAGAGUGCAAUAAUAGCCUGUGUGUGUUCACCCCGCCGGGCUUAAAGGAAGGCAGGCCCCGCCUCGUCCCUGCCGGGCCCAUCACCCAGGGUACGACCAUCUCUGCCUACGUGGCCAAGUCCAGGAAGACGCUGCUAGUGGAAGACAUCCUUGGGGAUGAACGAUUUCCAAGAGGCACUGGGCUGGAGUCAGGGACUCGUAUCCAGUCUGUUCUUUGCUUGCCCAUCGUCACUGCCAUUGGUGAUUUGAUUGGCAUCCUUGAGCUGUAUCGGCACUGGGGCAAAGAAGCCUUCUGCCUCAGUCACCAGGAGGUUGCAACAGCAAAUCUUGCCUGGGCUUCGGUAGCAAUACAUCAGGUGCAGGUGUGCAGAGGCCUUGCCAAACAGACUGAAUUGAAUGACUUUCUACUCGACGUAUCAAAAACAUAUUUUGAUAACAUAGUCGCAAUAGAUUCUCUACUUGAACACAUAAUGAUAUAUGCAAAAAACCUGGUGAAUGCCGAUCGUUGCGCACUUUUCCAGGUAGACCAUAAGAACAAGGAGUUAUAUUCAGACCUUUUUGAUAUUGGAGAGGAGAAGGAAGGAAAGCCUGUCUUCAAGAAGACCAAAGAGAUCAGAUUUUCAAUUGAGAAGGGAAUUGCUGGUCAAGUAGCAAGAACCGGGGAAGUCCUGAACAUUCCGGAUGCCUAUGCAGAUCCACGCUUCAACAGAGAAGUGGACUUGUACACAGGCUACACCACUCGGAACAUCCUGUGUAUGCCCAUCGUGAGCCGCGGGAGCGUGAUAGGCGUGGUGCAGAUGGUGAACAAAAUCAGCGGCAGUGCCUUCUCAAAGACGGAUGAGAACAACUUCAAAAUGUUUGCUGUCUUCUGCGCUCUCGCCUUACACUGUGCUAAUAUGUACCACAGGAUCCGUCACUCGGAGUGCAUUUACCGGGUCACCAUGGAGAAGCUGUCCUACCACAGCAUCUGCACAGCAGAGGAGUGGCAAGGCCUCAUGCGCUUCACCCUGCCCUCGCGGCUCUGCAAGGAGGUUGAGCUGUGGGUAUCGCCUUGGCCGCCUUGGAACAGGUUCCACUUUGACAUUGGUCCUUUUGAGAACAUGUGGCCUGGAAUUUUUGUCUAUAUGAUCCAUCGGUCCUGUGGGACAUCCUGCUUUGAGCUUGAAAAGCUGUGCCGUUUUAUCAUGUCUGUGAAGAAGAACUACCGGCGCGUUCCUUACCACAACUGGAAGCACGCGGUGACCGUGGCACACUGCAUGUAUGCCAUACUGCAGAACAGCUACGGGCUGUUCACAGACCUGGAGCGCAAAGGACUGCUGAUUGCGUGCCUGUGUCAUGACCUGGACCACCGGGGCUUCAGUAACAGCUACCUGCAGAAGUUUGACCACCCCCUGGCGGCACUGUACUCCACCUCCACGAUGGAGCAGCACCACUUCUCCCAGACGGUGUCCAUCCUCCAGUUGGAAGGGCACAACAUCUUCUCCACCCUGAGCUCCAGUGAGUAUGAACAGGUGCUUGAGAUCAUCCGCAAAGCCAUCAUUGCCACAGACCUUGCUUUGUACUUUGGAAACAGGAAGCAGCUGGAAGAGAUGUACCAGACUGGAUCGCUAAACCUUAAUAACCAAUCACAUAGAGACCGGGUAAUUGGUUUGAUGAUGACUGCCUGCGACCUUUGUUCUGUGACAAAACUGUGGCCGGUUACAAAGUUGACAGCAAAUGAUAUAUAUGCAGAAUUCUGGGCUGAGGGUGAUGAAAUGAAGAAGCUGGGAAUACAACCCAUUCCUAUGAUGGACAGAGACAAGCGGGACGAAGUCCCUCAAGGCCAGCUUGGAUUCUACAAUGCUGUAGCCAUUCCCUGUUACACCACCCUCACCCAAAUCCUGCCUCCCACCGAGCCUCUGCUUAAGGCAUGCAGGGAUAACCUCAGUCAGUGGGAGAAGGUGAUCCGAGGAGAGGAGACGGCGCUGUGGAUCUCAUCACCAGCCACGGCCCCCGACCCCUGUCCUGGGAAGACGGAGGACUGAUUGCGGCCCAGGGCCUCGUCCGCCUGGAGUUCCAUCGCUUCUUUGACUUUCUUUCCUUUUGUUUUUGUUGGGGGGAGGGAGGGGGAACCUACACCUGGUACGUGGGGUGCAAAGCUCUUCAAGAUGGUAACAUCAGGCACACGCGUCAGGCAGCUGACUUGCUGCCAGCCUCAGCGGAAGGCAUCGCAGACAGAACACCCAGCGGCCCCCGGACUCUGAGGUCAGCUGGCCCCGUGGAUCCAGGGACUCUGCACAGUGGCCUUUGCCAACAGGCCCACGUCACUGAGGCCAUCACGGAAAUGGACACAACGAUCCCUAAGGGUACUUCUCAUGGUUUCUUCCGAGUGGGGGUUAGAAUGGUACUGUCAUGGCUGUGUUCUGUGGCCUUCAUGGUGGGGUUUGUUGUUGGCCACCUGUGGUGGUGAGUCGGAGCCUGCAGUCCAGGACAGGCGUCCCUGAAGCCACAGAGCAAGCAGGGAUGGGAAAAAGCCUUGUUUCAAAGCCCGGGGAAUUCAGGCAGGCAGACAGGAGUUGUUUGAGUUUGUACCAAAGGGCUUAGACGCAUCAAUGUCACCAUAAGCAAAGUAGACUUCUACCCUUUUGAGAAGAGAAGCAGGUGUACAUCACGGCAACUCUCAGCACUUCAAGUGUCAAUCCAGAAACUGUCCGAGAACUUUUUUUCGUUGUUUUUUUCUUCACUGUAGUCUUCGCAAAUUGACUGAAACUUUUGCAUAAAGAACAAAAUAAAAGCAAGGCAUAUACUUUUUUUAACCAUUAAGUCUUAUGGAUGUGAAAUGUGAAUUUUUAAUAAUGAUUCCUUUAUAUUUUUACUUUGUGUCACUGCAGAAAUUUAGACUCAUUCAAAAAUGAAAGGUUAAAUCUAACCAUUAUUCAAUUAAAAGACCAUAUAUUUCCCUCAAAAUCACUUGAGACCAUAAAGUUCAGUCUCCUGUAAGUUCGUCUGGCUGUGCUGUGUUUGUGGCGGCUGCUCCGACCUCAGGGCAGGAGGGAGCAGCAGUGCAGUCCUGUUGCCCCGGGUUUCUGCCCUCUUCACUCUGCCGCAGAGCAGACACCACAUAGAGCUCGGGGGUCUGGCUGGUGCUCCUGUGUAACUUGGAGGUCGGCUGAUAUGACUGUGCACUGUAAAUGUUGUGAAAAGGCAUAAAACCGAUACUCCGGACCCCUGCCUACAAAGAUGAUUGGGCAGUCACUUCCAGUGCGUGUUAGUAUGUCACAGGUGCUUGGUACGAUGGUGCAGUAACUUCUAACUGGUUACUUCCAACCUGAAGAACUUAGAAUCUCAAGAAGUGACAAGACAGUCCUUGACAGACAGCCCAUCACAAUGCACAUGGCUGGAAACUGAUAAAGUUAACUUUUACAGUUUGCUUCUACAUAUUCAGUGUUGUACAGAGUGAUACUCAUGAACUUGGCUUUACAAAACUAAAUUGGAGGCUUCUGCAGCAAUUUAUUUAUGUUGCAGCAGAGUUGGCUGUCCAUCAGUAUUGUUCUUAUUUUAAAGUUAACACUGUGUGUUCAGUUUCAUUAUGGGCUUCUGAACGUUGCCAUUUCCCUAGAUGAAGCUCCAUUUGCUAUUGGAACUGCAGGCUAUGAGGUAGAAUGCAUUACAAAAGAGAGGUAUACCACUGUGGCUGGACACACACACACACACACACACACACACGUAUGUAUGUAAUGUGUGUAGAAACACAUAGAUGUAUAUUUGAUACACACGUAUGUAUGUACAUAGACAUACACGUGCAUGUACAUAUAUGAGAUAUACACCCAUAUGUGUGGGAGACUGGCAGAGACACACAGAGGCAUAGGGAAGCAAACAUAUAUGAAAAGUGAGAAUCAGCCCUGUUCUUCAAAGUCUCUGCAUUAGGAAACAUCUGUUGCCUGAUAAGGAGUUGAUUACAAAGCGGGAUUUUUGUAUGCAUUGUCAUAUAGCAGCGUAUUUUUUUUCUGCACAUAAAUUUGUGAAACUGGAUCCCCACGAAUAUAAAGUGAAUCCCAUACUUUAAUCCAGUCAUCUAAUUUAACUUAGAGGCUGAAUUGCAGGAGAAGGAAUAGCAUUUAAGAUUUUUUCUUUAAUCAGCUGCAGGAAUUCUCCUUUGUGCAGAACAGUCAGAGAAGUAGGACUCUCUUGGCCAUGCUUGCCUUUUAAAACUGCUGUUCUGAUGAGACGAUUACAAAAAAGCUGUCUCAGUCUGAUGUGGUCAGACACGCCAAGUGACCUGACCUCUGCUUUGCACCUGCGUGGACUCAUUAGUGAAACUCUGUCACGACAGGAACACAUUCCAGUGAAAACUGUUAACGUGGCUUUCCCCAUGUGCUGGAUUUACUAAAAACGGUCCAGGGUGUAGUGGUAUUUAAUUAAUAAUUUGUGGGGAAAAGUGCAGCAUUUUUGGUAGAUAUAGUUAGAAUGCACACUUUAGAGUCCUAUUUCUUGUCUUUUUCCCAGAUCCUGGAAGGAGGGUGUUUGGUUUGGUUUUGUUUUGUUUUGACUACUGGAAGUUUUGAUGAGCUUCUCAUUAGGGUGAUAUAUUUCACAUUGAGCCACAUCUUCUGUGUCCAGUUUAAAUUUGGUAACCCACUGUGACUGUAGAAUGUUCACUUUGCAGAAAUUUAUAUGGUGCACACUGAUGUAUAAUAGGCAAGUUUUAUGGUUCCAUGCAAUUAUCGCAUUAUCUUUUCAGAGUUCGUGAAUAUAUUUUAAAGUUAGAAAUGUUCUUGGAAAUAUAAAUGUAUGCCAACAAUGAUGAGAAACAUUGAAUUCAAGCAGUGGAAGAAAAUCUGUAAAAAAAAAAACGGAAGCAUCUUAUUAAUGAGUAGUAGAGUAGCAGACUCGACAAGUUCAUUCUAAAAACUUGAAAGGAAACACAGUGGAUGUGGACACCAGUGGUCCAAAGUGUUCCGUUGAGUCGGGCAGGGACUGUGAGCUGUUGCAUGAGACACCACUGCCGGACAAGAGCCCAGGCUGAAAUCCAGCCCCGUCGCCCUCCUCCCGAUGCCCGGGGGGAGCGGAUCUGUGCAGGAGUUAGAGCGCUGCUCCCCCACCCCACUUCCACAGCAACAGAAGCAGAGGUAGAUUUGCCCAGUGUGGGUCUCUUCUUUUUAGCAUGCUUCCUGAAGUUUUCAUUGUGGACAGUCCCAGUGAAUUUUGCUUUACUGAUGUGUUCAUAUUCACUAGAUACGUUUGUACAGGAUACCCAGAGAUGCAUAGAUCCUUAGAUACCCGCUUUUCCCCCCAUAGGUUUACUUAUGAGUAUUGUGUUUCUGGUCUUUUUAACUCAAAAUUAAGGUUUGAGCUUUAAUAGGACUAAAUUAUUCACCAUGCCUUGAGCUGUGCCUUUGUUUUUAAUAUUCUCUAUUCAUGUACCCAUUAUUUUGCUUUUCUUGCUUAACUAUAACUGAGAACACAUUUAAGGGGACACACUCCUGGUCAGCUGUAUCAACCUGAAAGAAUAAGACCUUCUCUCCUCGUCAGACUUCUGUACCUGAUUUUACUUCACUGAUGUGUACCCUGAUGAUAAUCAACUAUUAAUGGACACCUCAGAUUCAGUCUCCUUUGCAAGAAUUUCUAAGAACUGUGACACUGGUCAUGAAACGAUUGUGUUGGGUUCAGGUACAUAAGCAUGAUUUAGAGUCUGAAAAUCACUUCUUUGUUUAUAUGGUUGAAAUGUGUUUGCUUUUUAUAUUUCACCAAUUUGAUUUAAGGUUUAAAGACAAUAUUCAGUUAGUCAUUUUAGUGGUCCCUUCUAUUGAAAGCUCUAGUCUGAUUUUAAAAUCACUGUAAAAUGUAAAUCAGCUUGAGUAAGCUCUGAGGCAUUGUUUUACCACACUUGUCAG
Oryctolagus cuniculus (rabbit) is the source of this 7083-nucleotide messenger RNA. Lineage: Eukaryota; Metazoa; Chordata; Mammalia; Lagomorpha; Leporidae. The record is from RefSeq and is a predicted model, not a curated record.